Messenger RNA from Lactuca saligna, 669 nucleotides. The record is from the annotation of a GenBank genome assembly. Lineage: Eukaryota; Viridiplantae; Streptophyta; Magnoliopsida; Asterales; Asteraceae.
AUGGAUAAUUGGGCCUUAUGGAAGGGUUGGGGAGUUGGGUUCCCAUGGUUAAUCGAAGUUCUAACAUUGAUUAAUAUUAUUAUUCAGCUUGAGAGGUUUCGGAUUGUUAAGAGAGCAGCUUUUGUAUUCAGCAGACACAGAAAAAAUCCAAGAGGCGAUAAAUGGGAUGCUGAUGAAGAUAUCGUUUUAAUGUCAGCAUAUUGCAUCGUUAGUGAAAAUGAGCGUCGUGGAAAAAACCAAAAGAAAACAUCAAUAUGGGCACAAGUGAAGGAGCUAUAUGAUGCAAAUCAAGUAGAAAACCCAGGAAAGCUUGGUAAUAGGAACAUAGCUCAAAUGAAAGGUCGUUAUAAACGACUUAAUGAAAGUGCUGGAAAAUGGGAUCUACAACUAGAUCAUGAUGCAACACGAUCACGCCCUGAAUAUGAAGUAGAUGAUGAAGAAAGUGGUGGUAGCACAAAAAGAUCAAGGUUUACUGAAAAAGGAGACUAUUGUGUCCAAUCCAACAUAGAAGGGGAAAGUAUUGGUGGUUCAACAAUUAAACGUCCAACAGGUAGAGAUGCAGCUAAAAGAAAAGAAAAAGGUAAGUCUUCUAAUGAAGUUGUUGCAGAACUUCGUGCGAUGAGACUUAGUAGAGAUAGUGAAGUAGAAGUAAUGAAAAAAAAGACUUGA